ACUUUGUGUGAAGAAGCGGUGAUCCUGAGAAAUAAAUAAUAAUGGGGAAGGACAUGUCCCCAUUACUUCUUAAUGUCUGACUGUGUGGGUCUGACAGACUGAGAACACAACAUCCGUAAGAUCGUGGCCUGGACCCUCUGGGAGAGCGGUUUCGCCGUCUUGCCUUUUCACCUGUUUUGCCCUUUCUCGCUCGCCGUCGUUGCCGUUCACGUGGGAGACGGGCUUGUUCGGGCGGGUGACAUUACCAAGAUGGCGGCACCCUCAGCUGCGAGCGCUGUGGACGUUCAGACUCGAUUCGGCCACUCGGUGAAGGGACUGUUGACCGAGAAGGUGACCAGCUGCGGCACGGAUGUCAUCGCCCUCACCAAACAGGUGCUGAAGGGUUCUCGGAGCGCCGAGUUCUUAGGACAAGCUGCCAGAAACAUGGUGAUGCAAGAGGAUGCCAUUCUGCACUCAGAAGAUAGUUUAAGGAAAAUGGCCAUUAUAACUACUCAUCUGCAGUACCAGCAAGAAGCUAUUCAGAAAAAUGUUGAACAGUCUUCAAAUUUGCGCGACCAACUGACUCACCUUCUGAAAUGAAGAGAGACUGUUGCACGGUGUUAAAGAGCUGAUAGAAACCACUGAGAAAAUACAUGUCUGAGGACUUAUGGAGACCCUUCCUCUAUUCCUUCUUCACCAAAUGCACUAUGGGACUGAUCUCAUCCCCAAAUAAUCUGCCAGUUUGUAAUGAUGCAAAGUGUACAUUGCACAGUGUACAAGAUUCUGACCUGCAAAUGGAGGAAACUCUUGGAUUUUUUCCAUCGCCAAUGUUGCAGUUAUAAAAAGCUGGCUAUUUUAAUGUAUCUAAUUGCAGACUGCAAUCCCACGUGUGCAUAUUUUUAAUGGAUUAAUUUUUCCAAGGAUUUACACUUCUGGAGAUCACAAAUGAAAUAUGUCUUGUUUUGUUUUAGAGUGCUUUAAAGGAUGAAACUCUUCUCUGUUCAGAGCUCAGUCAGAUUAAUCAGUAGGCUGAAAUUUUUCAUGUUUCAGGGCUGAGGAAUACAAUCUCAUGGUAGUUGGAUGAGCACUAGAAAGCUGUUUGAAAAAGCUGCAUGCAGGUGGUUCCCUGUGUAUGGUUAUUGUGUGUAGGUUCAACCAUCACUUUGUACUGGCAUUUUGCAUCCCUGAGUAUGAAAAUCUAUCUAGUUUUACUACCUAAGUAAUUAAAGAAAGAGUUAGAGGACUGGAAUUUUUUCCCUCCCAACUUGGUCUUUGUUUAGUGGGAGCUGAGUGUGCAGAGAUGAAAUUUGACAGCUUGUUUAGAUUUUCUUUAAAAGACUAAGUUCAGCCAAUUUGCAAAUCAAUCAAUCUAUAUACAUCAA
Messenger RNA from Podarcis raffonei (Aeolian wall lizard), 1361 nucleotides. It is a transcript of the gene BORCS7, whose product is annotated as BLOC-1 related complex subunit 7. The record is from RefSeq and is a predicted model, not a curated record. NCBI's taxonomy places the organism in Eukaryota, Metazoa, Chordata, Lepidosauria, Squamata, Lacertidae. The coding region runs from base 250 to 579 and encodes 109 amino acids. The transcript is spliced from 5 exons. Gene Ontology annotation, cellular component: BORC complex.